UCCCUCUCUCUUUUUUUUUUUUCUUCCAUGGCAACGUUCUGUUAGUUUGUGAUUAUCUGAGAGGCGGAACCAGCAGAAUGAGCCGCCUGAGUUCGGCCAUCCCCGCUGAGCAAUACCUCGCGGACAGCAAGGUUCUGUUCUACCUGAAAGAUGCGUUGACUCAGCUGCUGGACCAUAAGGAGGAGUACACCCAGUUCGGCGUGGUUCGGUACUUCGCGGAAUAUUUCAGCAGUGUGAAGAACGGCAACCACGUCCUCUUCAGGGAGUUUAACUUCAUCAGAGCCACUCAGCACAACAGAGCGUCCUUCAUCAGAGUCUUCUGGAGAUGCUUCAGGCAGAUCGGGAAGAGUGGAGACUUGCUGUCCAUGCUGGAGUACAGGUCUCUGCUGCAGGUGCUGUGCCCAGACUUCCCGCUGGAGGUGGUGCGGAGCGCCGCCAGGAUCGUUGUGAUGGAUGAAGCCACUGAUUGCCUGAUGUCAUUCUCUGACUUUAUUUAUGCCCUCCAGCUGCAGCUCUAUUACCAAGAGUUCCUGGACAGCGUUCAUGUGAUCUACCUGGAUCUGUUAGCCGGGAAGAGUCCCAACACCGUCAUCGUCCCCACAUCGUCCUCCGUGGAGCAGCUGACCUCAGCCGCCACGGAGGAGGACGACGGGGAGCAGCAGGAACAGGACGGCGUGGAUUCGUCCACGCUGGGCGAGUGUGUGGAGGCGCUCUGCGACAGGUUCAAGUCCAGCUUUCCCCCAGGGACAUGCAUGAGGGAAGUCCUGCAGCAGAGCGACAAAGUCUCCUACUACAGCCUACUGAGGGCUCUGGCUAAACAUGAGGGCAUCAACCAAACCAUAGGAGCCUUACCCAGCGAGGACGAGCUGCUCAUUGACCCAGAAAUGGACCAGGAACUUGACAAAUUAAUAGCUCAGAUCUCUGUGAGUCCCGGCAGCAACAGCAGCGGCAGCGCCGUGGGGGGGUUGAAGGAAGCGCAGAGGAGAGCCUCACCCCGCCGGAACAUCCACCAUCGGAGGAAGAUGGAGGUGGAGAGCGACGGCUCCACCGAGGAGACCGACUCCUCUGAAAACUGAAUUCUUCUGUUCACUGAUUCCAGAGCCACCAAACAGCAUCCUCUAUUAUAGAUCUAUUCCGUUAGACUGUGCAGCAUAAACAAAGAGAGAACAUGUUGACCCUAUGAGGGACGUCAGGCUGACAAAUCCACUCUUCCACCGUUUCAUUUCAUCUCCUCUUAACCUUCGCUCGUACAUAAAUAUUCUACUGAUCUUUUGAAUUGAUCUUCGGUUCCUCUCUGAAGAGUUUUUCUUUCCUUUUUAUUUUUUACAGAUUUUUUUGGUCCAGUUUUGGAGGCUCUGUUUUUUUUUAUCUUAUGGUCAGUUUUUUAAAGUAGCUGUAAUAUUUAAAAAUCUUUUUUUUUUCCACUUUGUGUCAGACGGACUUGACACCUCUAAUUAAUUCUAUGAAAUGUUAAAAAGAAAACAUUUUAUAAAUGUUUCACAAACAAAAUGCAUCAUCCUUUCUCAAUGACAUAUUAAUGUAUAAAAUGACGUUCUCUUCAUUUACUCUUUGUUUUUGUCCAUUUUUAAUAAUUACAAGCUUCUCUUUUAACCCUUCGAUCUGCCUCCGCAUCACUCCUUGUGUAACACUUUCACUACUGUAUCACCUGUUGAUGUAUAUAUCAAUUAUUUAAGGACAUGAAUAUGUUCAGUAUAUAUGAUGCCAUUCUCACAAUGAGCAAUAAAAGCUAGAACUGUGA
This is a messenger RNA of Cyprinodon tularosa, 1759 nucleotides long. It is a transcript of the gene cstpp1, whose product is annotated as chromosome unknown C11orf49 homolog. The coding region runs from base 78 to 1076 and encodes 332 amino acids. NCBI's taxonomy places the organism in Eukaryota, Metazoa, Chordata, Actinopteri, Cyprinodontiformes, Cyprinodontidae. The record is from RefSeq and is a predicted model, not a curated record. The transcript is spliced from 10 exons.